CUGUCAUUAUCAUAAAAUAUGCAGCAUCCACAGACAUCGCCGCGCCGGCAUGAAUGCCGCUCUAAUGUUGUAAAUUGAACUUGCCUCUCCAGUGGAUUGCAGGCUACUUUAAACGCUCAAUUUCUUACGAGAAAAUAAGAAAGGGCUUGUUUCGUUUUUAUUUUUGUCAAGUUGGAAUUACAGGCGUGUCUUUUUUCUGUUUUCUAGUCUAUUUGACGUUGGAAUUUAACCCGGAGUAUGCUUAUAUAUAUUUAAUUGGACUCCCCUUUCGUCUUCGUGUUUCCCCGGUUUGGUCUACAGGCACUCGGUUGUGUCUUUUUAGAAAGCUUUGAAGUCAACAUUAUACAUUUAACCAUGUGGACAUUUCUUGGGAUCGCGAGUUUUACUUAUAUGUAUAAAAAAUGCGACGCUGUAAUGGAUUUUGCCCACAAAGAAAUAGCCCUGGUUGCAGUGGCGUUUAUCUUCGUUGGAUUACUAUUAACGUUUGCCAGGUAUCGUUAUUGGCAAUCAAUGAAAGUUCCGCGCAUAAUACGUUUGCCACUGGAGAUACUAUCAUCCCUUCCAGUCACAAAUAAGUUAUUUUCAAAACCAUCCCAGCCUUCUCAUUGCAGGAAUUCUGCAGGCUCUUCAAAAAAAGCAAGCGCCAGAAGGAAACGAGCAGAGGUGCAGACAGCACCUAGUGUGGAGACCGCGGCAAAUGGCACCUCCGCCUCCGACCCUGAGCCAGAUAUUGUGAUUGUGGGCGCCGGGGUGCUGGGCUCCGCCAUGGCAGCAGUCCUGGCCCGAGACGGCCGGCGGGUGACGAUUAUUGAGAGGGACUUGCGUGAGCCGGACCGGAUUGUGGGAGAACUGCUCCAGCCUGGAGGCUACCGAGCCCUGAAGGAGCUGGGGCUGGAGAGUGCUGUGGAGGGUCUGGACGCUCACGUGGUGAACGGUUACGUGAUCCACGACAUCGAGACCAGCGCCGAGGUGGAGAUCUCGUACCCUCAGGAGGAGAACACCAUCCAGUGCGGGCGAGCCUUCCACCACGGGCGCUUCAUCAUGGGCCUGCGCCAGGCUGCCCUCGCCGAGCCCAAUGUGAAGUUCAUUGAAGGAACUGUGACAAGUCUGGAGGAGGAGGAUGACUGUGUGACAGGGAUCAAGUACAGAGAGAAGGAGAGUGGAGACAUCAAGGAAAUCCAUGCCCCGCUCACUGUGGUGGCAGAUGGCUGCUUCUCCAAGUUCCGCAAGAGCCUCGUGUCUGAAAAAGUCCAGGUCUCCUCUCACUUCGUAGGAUGCAUCAUGAAGGAUUCUCCCCAGUACAAAGCUAACCACGCCGAGUUGGUCCUGGCCGACCCCAGCCCUGUGCUCAUCUACCAGAUCUCGUCCACCGACACCAGGGUGCUGGUGGACAUCAGGGGAGACAUGCCCAGAGACCUGACCGGCUACAUGGCCGACACCAUCUACCCCCAGCUACCAGAACAUUUAAAAGAGCCUUUCAUGGGCGCCCUGCAGAACGAUCGCCUUAGGUCCAUGCCAGCCAGCUUUCUCCCUCCCUCGCCCGUGAACAAACCAGGGGUGCUCCUACUGGGAGACGCCUACAACAUGAGGCACCCACUGACGGGAGGCGGGAUGAGUGUGGUCCUUAACGACGUGCGGAUCUGGAGGGGCCUGCUGCAGAGCAUCCCCGACCUCUACGACGGCGCCGCCAUGCUCCAGGCCAAGAACAAAUUCCACUGGGAGAGGAAGUCUUCCCACUCCUUUGUGGUGAAUGUGUUGGCUCAGGCGCUGUACGAGCUGUUUGCUGCCACUGACAACUCACUGCACGAGCUGAGGCGGGCCUGCUUCCAUUACUUCAAGCUGGGUGGGGAGUGCAUCGCUGGACCUGUUGGCCUGCUAUCUGUGCUGACCCCUAAGCCCAUGACCCUGCUCGGACACUUCUUCGCCGUGGCCCUGUACGCCAUCUACUUCAGCUUCAAGUCCGAGUCCUGGCUCACCAAGCCCCGGGCCUUGGUGAAGAGCUGCGCCAUCCUGUACCGAGCCUGCACCGUCAUGAUCCCCCUUAUCUACUCCGAGUUCAAGUACCUGGUGUUCUGAGUGCCUGCUGGCCCCAUCCGGGCUCAGACACCACACCCACACCCAAACCCAAGGCCUUAGGGAGUUACUGUGUAUGCUGGUUGUUUUUUUGUUUUUCUUCUCUGGUACCAUCCUGAAUUGAUUUGAGGGAAAAGUCUAUUCCGUCUGCUCUAUGUUGAUGUAUAUCUGAAGAGGCCCAUGUCUAUUUAAAGUCUAUACCGUCUGAUCUAUGGUAUAUCUGAAGAGGCACAUGUCUAUUUAAAGUCUAUACCGUCUGCUCUAUGUUUAUGUAUAUCUGAUGAGGCCCAUGUCUACUUAAAGUCUAUACCGUCUGAUCUAUGUCGAUGUAUAUCUGAAGAGGCACAUGUCUAUUUCAAGUCUAUACUGUCUGAUCUAUGGUAUAUCUGAAGAGGCACAUGUCUAUUUCAAGUCUAUACCGUCUGCUCUAUGGGGAUGUAUAUCUAAAGAGGCACAGCUAUGUCCAUUUAAGAGGCUUAUGUUUGCCGGGUGAGUUUAAUUGGUAAUCGUUAGCAUGGUAGUGGACCGAACUGGACAGCGAGUAAAAGCCUAUUCCAGGGAAUGACACACUCACCGCAUUGUCUUUGACUGUAAAACAGAGUCCUUGUCAAUAUCUGUUGCUGACUACCUAGCCAGCAUAUAUUACCUCACACAGUAUUGGCUGUCACACUUACUUGUGUCCCAUUUGUGCGCUCAGUGUCAUUAGUCAAGAGUUAGAUCCGCAUCUGCAUCCCGUGCCUUUCACCCUCUAUAAGACUUCUUCUCAGUCCUGCAGCCAGGUUUUAGGACAGAAAUAUUACUAAUGGAUCUAAGGGCAAGUUAUACAAAGCCCAGACUCGUGCCGUCUUAGUAAUAGGAAAAUCAAUAUUUUAAAAUUACUUCAAACCGCUGUGCCACUAAAUAAAGCCUAUUUUUUUGUCUUAAUGGAUUCAUAUCAAGUAGGGGAGCUUAUUUUUCAGAUUAAGCAUAUUAACACAUUGAGCCCAGAAGUCUGGGUGUGUAUUAAGAAUAGUGGCUGGCAUCUUUUGAAUUCAAUGCACUUGUAUAAAAUGUUUGCACUUAAGAUCCUACUCAGGCAAAAUGUGAUUGUGCUGGAGGAAUUAGUCUGGUACAGUUAUUCAUCAAACAAAAAAAUUGUGGUACCCUGUGCGCUGUUUAACUGCUUUGUACAAUCCUGUGAGACAGUUUUUUUUUCACAUCACAUUUGGUGAUAUUGUCUUAUUCGUUUACGCGUAGUGAAAGAAAAGACACCGGUGAAGUUGUCCAUCACUUUGAGACAUGUGGUGAUGCUGGACGGAGUUUGUGGGAAACUGAGGUGUCUGCGGCGGUCGGUUUGGCCAUUCUGAUGGUCUUAAGGAGCAGGGAGGAAGCAAAUAGAAAGCAAGAACAUGACAAGUGUAUCUACUGUUUGACAAGCAAGUUGAGAAAGAAAGUGGAUGAGUGGAGGAAUUCAGUUUCAGUCAAAACUCGAGAGGCCUUAAAUUAAAAAUGCCUUUGGAAUAUAAUUUCUAUGGAUAUUUGAUUUCUUUUGCCUUAGGGUUGUAUGGAAAGGAUACACAAAGACGUGAACCUUUAUGCAUUUUCAAGGCUUUUCAAUUGGUCCUGUUCUUCAAUUUUGUAAAAAUGCAUAUGGUUGACUGAAUGGUGUUUGGUCAGCAAAAUCAGCACAAUUUUGCUAAUAUUUGCUAUUAUGUGAGAAUAAAUGUGUAUGUUUGAAUUAAAUGUUCAGAUCGUU
This is a messenger RNA of Clupea harengus (Atlantic herring), 3808 nucleotides long. It is a transcript of the gene sqlea, whose product is annotated as squalene epoxidase a. Gene Ontology annotation, biological process: sterol biosynthetic process; cholesterol metabolic process. Gene Ontology annotation, cellular component: membrane; endoplasmic reticulum. Gene Ontology annotation, molecular function: flavin adenine dinucleotide binding; squalene monooxygenase activity. The record is from RefSeq and is a predicted model, not a curated record. NCBI's taxonomy places the organism in Eukaryota, Metazoa, Chordata, Actinopteri, Clupeiformes, Clupeidae.